AUGAGUGAACAGCAAGCAACUGAAAAGUUGGAAGGGGUAGAGAGGCCGAUGCAGCAGCCGCAGCCGCAGCAACAGCAACAGCAACAACAGCAGGAUCGUUCCCAGCACCAGCACCAGAGAUAUCCCCGUGGUAAUGACCAGAGACAGGGUUACCAGAAAACGCAGAGAUCAAAUUCUAAGCAAUAUAACGGAAAUUACCAGAAUAACCGUUACAACAAAAAUGGAUACCAAAACAAGGGCAACCGUAACGGGGGCGCGAAUGCGAUGCAGUGGGCGUAUGGAUCGUACGGAAUUCCAGGACAGCCUCAAUUUUAUCCGUCUUACGGAUUUGGAUACAUGCCUCAAGUCGCACAGGGUUACCAGCCUCCACAGGCUCCAGUUUCUCCUGUGAUAUCGAGUGCCACGUCCAACACAAUGUCCCCAAGUUCGUCCAACCCAUCACUUUCCUCUACCCCAGUGGCAAAAAAAAUUGAAAUUACAAACCGAUCCGGAGAGCAUGUUGAUUUGAACGCUAUUCACAGCCAGCAUUUAGCUUCUACGGGAGGCGCUUCUGUUAAAGAAGUGCCAAAAGAGGCGGCUAAGUCUCCUGUAGCGGAGGUUGCAGUACCAGCUGCCGUUCCUGCUCCUGUUACUGAAGAGCCUAAAGCAUCCAAUUCUGUACCUUCUCAAGAAGAAAUUCUUAAGAUGAGUUUCUUAGAGCAAGUUAGAAAGCGGAAAGAGCUUUUGGCCAAACAAAAAGCCGGUAUUGAAUCCCCAGCCGCCACAGCGGAGCCAAUCGAGAAGCCUUCCGCUUCGGCUGCACCAGUCGUUGCUAAAGCCGAACCCGAAGUGCCAUCUGAGGCGGCUGCUCAAGCGCCUGCUGCCGAUGGAGAGGAAGGGCAAAAGUCUUUUCCCUCUCCAACCACUGAAACUCCAAAAGAUAACGAGGACACUACUCCUAAGGAACCUGUUGAAGUUCCAGUUAAGACGGAGGAGAAGAAGAUCGAUGACGAAUCUCACAAUGUUGAAGUCGCCGUUAAGCCACCCAUCUUGCCCGAAGAAGAAGAGAAGGAUGAUAGCGAUUCAUCCAAGCCUUUAACGUUUGCCGAAAAGCUCAAACUUAAAAAGCAAGCCGAAGCUAAGGUUGCUACAGAAUCUAAACAGGAAACUGCGAGCUCGACCGCUGUGUCUGGUGAGGAGCCCGCCGCGAGACAAGAGUUGGAUCAAGAAGAACCAGCUGUUGGCAAGGUUGAGGAAACCGACCAAGUCGCUUCUGAACAGACGCCAGAAGGACCGGUCGAGUCUGUUGAUGAAACCGCUACUACUGAGACGGAUCUCGCCGACGAAGCUAAGAAAAGUGACGAAGAAACUGAAGACCAAGAUAUUGACGAUGGUAAGCUCACCAUGACUGAAUUGUUGAAGAAACUUCAAGAGAUCCCUGUCGUUGAAGAUGUCUAUUCUCACAAAUACCCGGAAGGCGUUGAAGCACCAGACCCAAGAUACAGGCGCGAGAAGAUAAAGUAUACGUACGGCCCCACUUUCUUGCUACAGUUUCAGAACAAGGUCAAUGUCCGUGCUGAUGCUGAGUGGAAGACCGAAAUUGCAUCCAAGAUUGUGAUUCCGCCUGAAACUGGCCGAGUUGGUGGCAAGGGUAAAGACUCUAAGUUCGGUCCAGGCUCUGGCUUCAAGAAGAGCGGUUCUUUGAGAGGAAUGGAAGGCAGAUCUAACUCUAGGUCCUCUUCUAAAAGAAAGUCCAAGAGAAUGGGAGAUGACAGAAAAUCAGGCAGGGCAUAUACUUCAAGAAAGGACCGUGAAAGAAUGGCUGAAGAGGAGGCCGAGAAGGCCAAGGAAGACGUUGCUCCACUUGUCGCAAGCGCCAAUAGAUGGGUUCCAAAAUCUAGGCAAAAGAAGACUGAAAAGAAAUUUGCUCCUGACGGUGUAACAGAGCUAUUGGAGAAGGAUGAGGCUGAAAGAAAGAUGAAGUCCUUGCUAAACAAGUUGACUUUAGAGAAAUUCGACACUAUUUCGGAAGAAAUCAUUCAAAUAGCAGAUCAAUCCAAAUGGGAGAAAGAAGGUGAGACUCUCAGGGUUGUCAUUGAGGAAAUUUUCAACAAAGCAACUGAUGAACCUCACUGGUCUUCCAUGUACGCACAACUGUGUGGUAAGGUCGUCAAAGAUAUGGACCCUGAGAUCAUCGACGAGAACAACGAAGGUAAAGCAGGUCCUAAGCUAGUUUUGCAUUAUUUGGUGGAUAGAUGUCACACCGAAUUUCAAAAAGGUUGGACUGACAAGCUCCCUACCAAGGAGGACGGUUCUCCUCUCGAGCCAGAAAUGAUGUCAGAUGAAUACUAUGUUAUGGCAGCAGCCAAGAGAAGAGGUCUAGGUUUGGUAAGAUUUAUUGGUUUCCUUUACCGCUCUAAUCUGUUGACCGCUAAAAUGAUGUUUGAGUGUUUCCGAAGGUUAAUGAAGGAUUUGGCUGACAGCCCAAGUGAAGAGACUUUGGAGUCCGUCAUCGAAUUGUUAGGAACUGUCGGUGAACAGUUCGAAGGCGACAAAUUAGUUCAGCCCAAUGGUGCCCUUGAAGGUUCGACUGUGUUAGAUCAGUUGUUCUUCAUGUUGGACAAGAUUACACAAAGCGGCGAUUUAUCGAGUAGAAUCAAAUUUAAGCUUGUUGACAUGAAAGAACUCAGAGAAAAGAAGCAUUGGAACAACGCCAAGCGCGACGAGGGCCCAAAGACCAUUCAACAAAUUCACGAAGAAGAAGCUGCCAAAAAGGCUCAUGAAGAAAGAGAGCGCAGACUCAAGAGUGGAUCCAGAUCCAAUUCUAGGAGAAACAACUCAAAUAUGGGUCCAAGGAAUGGGUCUAGAAGAGAUCUACCCUCGAUGUCGAAAGAUAAUUUCAUUUCUACAAGGUCUACCUCUUUGAGGCAUGCUCAGAGUUCUAAUAAAGAGGAAGCUCCAGCUCCAAAGACUGCGACAAACAUGUUUGAUGCAUUAAUGGGACCCGAGUCGGAUGAGGACUAG
Molecule: messenger RNA, 3003 nt
Organism: Lachancea mirantina
Lineage: Eukaryota; Fungi; Ascomycota; Saccharomycetes; Saccharomycetales; Saccharomycetaceae
Source: the annotation of a GenBank genome assembly